Messenger RNA from Drosophila sulfurigaster albostrigata, 1774 nucleotides. RefSeq names its product KH domain-containing, RNA-binding, signal transduction-associated protein 2 (gene qkr58E-1). Gene Ontology annotation, biological process: regulation of alternative mRNA splicing, via spliceosome. The record is from RefSeq and is a predicted model, not a curated record. Lineage: Eukaryota; Metazoa; Arthropoda; Insecta; Diptera; Drosophilidae. Gene Ontology annotation, molecular function: mRNA binding. Gene Ontology annotation, cellular component: nucleus.
CGUUUGGUAAAUUCUACUGCGGUCACCCUGACCUCCCCAUAGAGAAAAGAAAAUUUUUUUCGCCCUAAUAUAAAACAAUAAAAAAAACAACAAAUUAAAUUUGUGCAUUGAAUUAAUACGUGUUGACCAAAGUUUUUGCCAAGCAUUUGUUGAGUGUUUCGCACAUUUCCACUUAGAAUUAACAAGAAAUUGAACUAAAAUGCCGCGAGACUAUGACAGAGACUACAAUGAAGACACCGCUGCCGACUACAAGCGCAAGCGACGUGAUGAUGAAGCCGCCGGCACCGGCAGUGCAGCAGAUGCCCCAGAAGUCGACGGCAGCCAUGGACAUGCAACGAGUCACACGCCGUUGCACGAUACGCCACAGCUGAAUGAGAAAACCAAUGCGUACCUGCAGGAAUGUUUGAUGGAGAAGAAGACGCUAGAGAAAAAGAACAUUAUAACAAAGCGUCUGCUGGACGAUGAGGUUGAAAAAAUACUGGUGAGCGGUCGCAUUCCAAAACCUGAGAUAUACGCUAAUGUGUAUAGUGAAAAGCCAAUAAGAGUGGCUCAGAAAGUCCUCUUCCCCAUCAAAGAGUAUCCAAAAUUCAAUUUUGUCGGCAAAAUACUGGGUCCCAAGGGCAAUACACUGCGACAGCUGCAAGAGGAAACGCUCUGCAAGAUGGUCGUCAUGGGACGCAACUCCAUGCGAGAUCAUGGCAAGGAGGAGGAGCUGCGCAGCUCGGGUAAUCCAAAGUAUGCACAUCUCAGCAGAGAUCUGCACGUAGAGAUAUCCACAGUGGCACCACCAGCUGAGGCAUAUCACCGCCUUGGUUAUGCCCUGUGUGAAAUACGCAAAUUCAUGAUACCUGAUGCCAAUGACGACAUUCGUCUUGAGCAACUGCGCGAAAUGGACGGCAAGGAGCGUAUGUAUAAGAAAUCUCAUCACUACUCCAAAUCAUACGGCGAGCACGGCGCUUACAGUACUCGCACACCUCCGCCAGCGACAUCUAAGCCGAAGGUAUAUUCGAUUCUCGAAAAAGCGCGAUAUGUUAUGGACGAUCCCAACUAUGGCAUUGUUAAAGCUCAUAGAUCGCGGGACCAUGAAUUAUAUGAUCACCAUGGGGAGUAUGAUCGAUAUGCGACCCCGCCACCGACGCAAUCGUCGAAGCACUCGAGUCAUCACGCUCAGUACGACAGCAGUUCGUAUGAGAGGGAUUACCGCCGUGAGUAUCAUCCACACUCGUCUUCCUCAUCCUACCCGGCGGCCUAUCCAGCAAAACCAAGCAACGGUCGUUCUUCAUCGUCAUAUAGACCAACAACAUCGGGCUCGGGAUCACAUUCAUCGGCUCACUAUGAAACUGGAUCACGUUCUCGUGAAAGCGUGCGUUAUCGCUCGGCUCCAUACCCAAAAAUGCGCUAAUUCACAUACUAUAUAUAUAUAUUUCACAAAGCAAAAACAAAAACAAGAAAAAAAGUAAAAACAAACAACCAAUCAACAAAGUUAAGAGUUAGUCUUUCCAGCACCAACUGCGACAACAACAAAAAAAAAAAUUCCAUUUAAAAUCAAUGCGAAAACAAAAAUAAGAAAAAACACCCAAACUACAAAAAUGUUUAAUGUCUAAUAAUCCAACCAAUAAUACAUCAAAUCUAUGCAUACACUUACUUAUAAAUAUCUACUAUAAUCGAAAUCCAAAACAAAAUGAUAAAGCAAAACCUAUUUUAUAGUACCAUGUUUCAAAAUAUUUAAUUUGUGUUCAAACCAAAAAAAAACAAAAAGAAAAGAAAAACAAAA